AUGCACCUGAGAAAUGGGAAUAACCGCUGUGCUGGAAGAGUGGAGAUUCUUUACCAGGGCACCUGGGGUACCGUUUGUGAUGACAAAGGGAAUGUAGCACAUGUGGUAUGCAGACAGCUUGGCUGUGGACAGGCCUUUUAUUAUACAAAAGGGUCUUUUCCUUUUGGAUUUGGAUCAGGGCCCAUUUGGCUGGGUGGCCUGAAUUGCACAGGAAAUGAGUCCCAUGUAUGGAAGUGCCCUUCCUGGGGAUGGGGCCCACAUAACUGCAGCCACGAGCAGGAUGCUGGAGUCAUCUGUGCAGGAUUUCUGAGACUAGCUGGACAAGAUGUAUCCUGCUCAGGGCGAGUGGAAGUGAGCCCUGGAGGAAGGUGGACUCCAGUGGCUGAUAUGAACUUUACGCUGUCCACUGCCCAAGUCAUCUGUGCAGAGCUGGGUUGUGGCAAGGCUGUGUCUGUCCAAAGGAACAGGUUAAGAAGUGCCAGUGAGCAGGUCUGGGAUGAAGUGUUCCAGUGUGUGGGGCAUGAGUCUGAGCUCUGGUUCUGCCCCAGAGUGCCUUGUGCUGGAGGGAGCUGCCAGCAUGCUGGGGCUGUGGAGGUUGUCUGUUCAGAGAGUGCACAGCUCCGCCUGACAAGUGGAGGCAGCCGUUGUGCUGGCAGAGUAGAGGUCCUUCACCAGAACUCCUGGGGAACCAUCUGUGAUCUUGAGUGGGACAUAACUGAGGCCAAAAUAGUAUGCAAGCAGCUGGGCUGUGGAUCAGCUCUACACGCUGUAUUCUCUGCUCACUUUGGGGCUGGAUCUGGACCCAUCUGGCUGCAAAGUCUGAUAUGCAAAGGACAAGAGUCCCAUGUGUGGAAUUGCCCUUCCUUGGGCUGGAACAACACCUACUGCAGUCACCAGUCAGAUGCUGGAGUCAUCUGCACAGGAUUUGUGCGCCUGGCUGGAGGAGGAGGACCCUGCUCAGGCCGAGUGGAAGUGAAUCCUGGAGGAGACUGGAUUCCAGUGUUUGAUAGGAACUUCACAUUUGUCACUGCCCAAGUCAUCUGUGCAGAACUGGAGUGUGGCAAAGCUGUGUCUGUCAUGAGGGAUGUGCCUUUUAGAGAGGUCAUUCCGCAGGUGUGGGGUGAAAAGUUCCAGUGUGAGGGGCAAGAGCCUGAGCUCUGGCUCUGCCCCAGAGCACCUUGUCCUGGAGGAAGCUGCCAACAUGGUGGAGCUGUUGAAAUUGUUUGUUCAGAAUUCACUGAAGUCCGGCUCAUGAAAAACAGCACCUCUCAGUGUGAGGGCCAGGUGGAGCUGAACACCUCUGUGGGCUGGAGAAUGCUCUGUGCCUCUCACUGGAGUAUGGCCAAUGCAGAUGUUGUGUGCCGCCAGCUGGGCUGUGGAGUUGCCAUCUCCACCCCAAAAGGAGGAGCAUACUUUGUGGAAGGAGGUGGUGAGCUCAGGAGAGACACCUUCCACUGUUCAGGGACUGAGUCCUUCUUGUGGAAUUGCCCUGUGAUGGCCCUCGGUGUUCCUCCCUGUGCUCAUGGGAACACGGCCUCAGUGGUCUGCUCAGGAAACCAGACCCAGCUGCUACCCCAGGGCAAUGACUCUCUCUCUGACCCAGAAGGCUCUGCUGCCUCAAAUAACCUGAUUACAAACUCCAAAGACAGCAGACAGCUACGCCUUAUGGAUGGGGGCAGUCGCUGCGCAGGGAGAGUGGAGAUCCUGCACCAGGGAUCCUGGGGCACCAUCUGUGAUGACAGCUGGGACCUGAGCGAUGCCCACGUGGUGUGCAGACAGCUGGGCUGCGGAGUGGCCCUCAAUGCCACGGUGUCUGCUCAUUUUGGGCAGGGAUCAGGGGACAUCUGGCUGGAUGAGCUGAAAUGCACAGGAAAGGAGUCCCACGUGUGGAAGUGCCCUUCCCAGGGCUGGGGACAGCACAACUGCAGGCACAAGGAGGAUGCAGGGGUCAUCUGCUCAGAGUUCCUGGCCCUCAGAGUGGUGAGCGAGGACCAGGAGUGUGCUGGUUGGCUGGAGGUUUUCUACAAUGGGACCUGGGGAAGUGUUUGCCGCAGCCCCAUGGAAGACAUGACCUUGUCAGUGAUCUGUAGACAUCUUGGUUGUGGGGACAGCGGGACCCUCAACCCUUCUGUUUCUACCAGAGAAGGCUCUAGACCCCAUUGGGUGGAUGGAAUCCAGUGUCAGAAAACUGAUGUUUCUCUCUGGCAGUGUCCUUCUGACCCUUGGAACUCCAGGUCUUGCCUUCCAAAGGACGAGGCUCAUAUCACAUGUGCAGGGCAAAGACCCAAGAGCUGUCCGGACUCUGGCCCCUGCACAGAGAGAGAGAAAUUGAGGCUCAUGGGUGGUGACAGCAAAUGCUCAGGGAGAGUGGAAGUGUGGUACAAAGGCUCCUGGGGAACAGUGUGUGAUGACUCCUGGGGCCUGGCAGAGGCCGAGGUGGUGUGUCAGCAGCUGGGCUGUGGCCCUGCCCUGGAUGCCCUGGGAGAAGCUGCAUUUGGCCCUGGAAAUGGAAGCAUCUGGCUGGAUGAUGUGGCGUGCAGGGGUAGGGAGUCUUCCCUGUGGGCCUGUUCCAGUGCCCCCUGGGGACAGAGUAACUGCAAGCAUGAGGAGGAUGCAGGUGUGAGGUGCUCAGGUGAAAAAAAGACUACUCUUUCAACACCUAAACGCAUCAGUUCAGGUUCAUCCUCUGUACCUGGUUACUUCUCCUUAUAUGAGAUUAUCUGCAUCAUACUGGGAAUACUUCUUUUUCUGAUCCUCAUUAUCUUGGGAACUCAGCUGGGAAGAUGGAGAGCAGAACAUCAAGAAGCUGUUGAUGAGGCCUUGUACCAAGAGAUAGAGUACCUUGUGAAAGCAGAGAAGACAGAUCUGCUGGACAAUGCAGAACCUCCAGGGCACCACGUUGAUCCCACAGGCAGUGGUUAUGAUGAUGUUGAAGAGAUACUUUUUCCUCAAAUUCUUUCUUUCCUUGGGAGGAAUGAGAGGAAUUUCAUUCCAGAAGGAAGAGAUGGUGCCAGGCAACUCUCUUCAGACUCCCAAGAAGCUACCCUGUCUUUCAUGGAAGAGACAGUGUCUCCAGUGGCCUUGAGAGAAGAAGAAACUGGCUAUGAUGAUAUUGAGCUGGGUGCCAUAUAGUGCCUUUUUUGGAGCAACCACAUAUGCAAUUAUCUCAUCUUUGAUUUAUUCCUCAAAUAGAUGAGAAAAGUUUCUUCUUAGUGAUUGCAAAAUUUGAAUGCAUAUCUGUUGUGAACAAUGUUAUUCAGAGUGAAUAUUCAACCUUUCACUGACCAGUGUUAUUCUUUGUAAGAAUGAGGAAUACUGACCUCCACUGACUUUGGAAAAUGCGGUCCUUGUACACAGUAUUUUGAAUGAGAGAAAUCCCAAUUGGUAGGUUCAUGUUAUCUUCUCCAAAAGAUCACACUCUUGCCUCCUGUUAGGUGCAAAGUUUUUUACUUGGAUAGCAUAAAAAUAUGAAAAGUCAUGCUGA
Molecule: messenger RNA, 3484 nt
Organism: Octodon degus (degu)
Lineage: Eukaryota; Metazoa; Chordata; Mammalia; Rodentia; Octodontidae
Product: antigen WC1.1-like
Exons: 15
Coding region: 1-3132 (1043 amino acids)
Cellular component (GO): membrane
Source: RefSeq, a predicted model, not a curated record